GUCCUCAUUGCCGGUUUACAAUAAGUCGCGCUAAUCAGAACUACCACUACCACUAACAUGUCAUACAGCGUCGAGCAGAGGGCCAAGGCCAACAGCCUGGAGUACCGGCUUUUCUUCAAGAACUGCAAGGGCCAAUAUAUAUCACCAUUUCAUGAUAUUCCUAUGUUUGCUGAUGAAGAAAAGGCUAUAUUCAACAUGGUAGUAGAAGUACCCCGCUGGACCAAUGCCAAAAUGGAGAUUGCCACAAAGGACCCUUUGAAUCCAAUCAAGCAAGAAGUGAAGAAAGGCAAGCUUCGUUUUGUUGCAAACGUAUUCCCUCAUAAAGGUUAUAUCUGGAACUAUGGGGCCGUGCCACAGACAUGGGAAAAUCCAGCUCAUAUUGAUGAGAACACAGGCUUUGGUGGUGAUAAUGACCCAAUUGAUGUCUGUGAUAUUGGAAGCAAGGUGUGCGAGAGAGGAGAAGUUAUUAAGGUGAAAAUCCUGGGAACCCUGGCAUUAAUUGAUGAGGGAGAAACAGACUGGAAGAUCAUAGCCAUAAAUGCAGAUGACCCGGAAGCUUCUCUUUACAAUGACAUAGAAGAUGUCAGACGACUGAAACCCAAUUAUCUGGAAUCCACCGUUGACUGGUUCAGACGGUACAAAGUUCCCGAUGGAAAGCCAGAAAACCAGUUUGCCUUUGAAGCAGAAUUUAAAAAUAAGGAUUUUGCCAUUAAUAUCAUUAAAAGUACUCAUGAGCACUGGAAGGCACUGGUGGCUAAAAAAGUAGAAGGAGGAGAAAUCAAUUGCAUGAAUGUCACAGUGCAAGAAAGCCCAUUCGUCUCCAAGGCAGAAGAAGUGGAAUCCAUUGUGAAGGCUACACCUCCUUGUGGACCCCCUAGUCCUGUCUCAGAAAAUGUGGACAAGUGGUACUAUUACCAGAAAAACUAAUCAUUGGGAGAAGAUUUACAGCAAUUACUACAGGAUUUCAUCCAGUCAUGGAAUCUGCAGUAGAAGACUGAAGGGAAAAGAAAUUUGGCUACAGUCACCAAUCCAUGUCAAAUGCCCCACGCACUUAGCUUUAUUAGGCAUAUACCAACCCAUUCUGGCACCUGAAGGGCAAUCUGGAAUAAACUCAUUUGAGCACUUGCACCAGCUCUCUCCUCAUUAAGUCAGGCAUCAGAAAUAUAUUUCCAGGAUUAUACUAAUAUUAUUUGCAAUACUCGUGUUUUUGUGAUAGCAGGAUUAACAUGGAGAUAAUCUGUAUAAAUUCUUUUCAUGAAAGGAAUAAAGCUACUUUUGGGUA
This is a messenger RNA of Xenopus laevis (African clawed frog), 1282 nucleotides long. It is a transcript of the gene ppa1.L, whose product is annotated as pyrophosphatase (inorganic) 2 L homeolog. Gene Ontology annotation, biological process: phosphate-containing compound metabolic process. NCBI's taxonomy places the organism in Eukaryota, Metazoa, Chordata, Amphibia, Anura, Pipidae. Gene Ontology annotation, cellular component: cytoplasm. Gene Ontology annotation, molecular function: magnesium ion binding; hydrolase activity; inorganic diphosphate phosphatase activity. The record is from RefSeq and is marked provisional.